CUCUCUCUUCUCUUCUCUCUGAUUCUUUAAAAGAUAGCAACAUCUAAAAUCUGCAAAACCACAUUUUCUUUCCUCUAUUCUCCUCCGUCCUUACUAUUUCCAGAGUUCAGUACUUAGAAAGAAAGAGAGUGAUGAGCAGAAGCAUCUCUUUCUCUGUCUGAGUAAGAGGAAGCCAAAACCAUAAUGGAGUUGUUAAUGUGUUCGGGUCAGGCCGAGUCAGGUGGUUCUUCUUCCACCGAGUCUUCUUCACUCAGUGGUGGACUCAGGUUUGGUCAGAAGAUCUACUUCGAGGAUGGAUCCGGAUCCAGAAGCAAGAACCGGGUCAAUACCGUUCGUAAGUCGUCUACCACGGCGAGGUGCCAAGUGGAAGGUUGUAGAAUGGAUCUAAGCAAUGUUAAAGCUUAUUACUCGAGACACAAAGUUUGUUGCAUUCACUCUAAAUCAUCUAAAGUCAUUGUCUCUGGUCUUCAUCAAAGGUUUUGUCAACAAUGUAGCAGGUUUCACCAGCUUUCUGAGUUUGACUUGGAGAAAAGAAGUUGUCGCAGAAGACUCGCUUGUCAUAACGAACGACGAAGAAAACCACAACCCACAACGGCUCUUUUCACUUCUCAUUACUCUCGAAUCGCUCCAUCUCUUUACGGAAACCCCAAUGCUGCAAUGAUUAAAAGCGUUUUGGGAGAUCCUACUGCGUGGUCAACCGCAAGAUCAGUGAUGCAGCGGCCUGGACCGUGGCAGAUUAAUCCAGUUAGGGAAACCCAUCCACACAUGAAUGUUUUAUCACAUGGAAGCUCAAGCUUUACUACAUGUCCAGAGAUGAUAAACAACAAUAGCACAGAUUCAAGCUGUGCUCUCUCUCUUCUGUCAAACUCAUACCCAAUUCAUCAGCAGCAACUUCAGACACCAACAAAUACAUGGCGACCAUCUUCUGGUUUCGACUCGAUGAUCUCAUUCUCCGAUAAGGUUACAAUGGCUCAGCCACCGCCCAUUUCAACCCAUCAGCCGCCCAUCUCAACACAUCAGCAGUACCUCAGCCAAACUUGGGAAGUCAUCGCGGGCGAAAAGAGCAAUUCACAUUAUAUGUCUCCUGUGAGUCAAAUCUCGGAGCCAGCAGAUUUCCAGAUAAGCAAUGGCACCACAAUGGGUGGAUUUGAGCUGUAUCUUCAUCAGCAGGUUCUGAAGCAAUACAUGGAACCCGAGAACACAAGAGCUUAUGACUCCUCUCCUCAACAUUUCAAUUGGUCUCUUUGAGUCUAAUCUCUUUCACCUUUUAAGAUCUUCAUCAGUUUGUUACUAAAAUCUUAUCAACUAUCUCUUGUGUGCUACUUUAAAACCAGGCAAUGAUGCCCGAUAAUGCCUUUCCGUUUGGAUGUUUUUUUCAUGGCUUUUUAUCUUUUUAAGAACUUUGGUUUUAUUGAUGAUCUCUACGAUAGUUUACGAUUUGCAUCCAACAGAAAC
This is a messenger RNA of Arabidopsis thaliana (thale cress), 1455 nucleotides long. RefSeq names its product squamosa promoter binding protein-like 15 (gene SPL15). The record is from RefSeq and is marked reviewed. Bases 184 to 1248 code for a protein of 354 amino acids. The transcript is spliced from 3 exons. Gene Ontology annotation, cellular component: nucleus. Gene Ontology annotation, biological process: positive regulation of DNA-templated transcription. Gene Ontology annotation, molecular function: DNA binding. NCBI's taxonomy places the organism in Eukaryota, Viridiplantae, Streptophyta, Magnoliopsida, Brassicales, Brassicaceae.